AUGCUAGUUGUCAGUGCCACAUUCUUCGGUCCGAAUAGUGAAUAUGUGGUCAGUGGAAGCGAUGAUGGCUUCUUCUAUAUUUGGGAUCGUGAAUCUGAGGGUAUUGUGCAGUGGUUGCAUGCAGAUUCUGACGGUGCAGUCAACGUGAUCGAAUCCCAUCCAACUUUACCGGUCCUUGCCUCAGCCGGACUGGAUUUCGACUUCAAGGUUUGGACUCCGUUGCAUCCACUGUCAGAACCGGACGAUCUUUCCCACCUGAAGUACACAUUCAGUCGAGUGCCUCCGGAUAUUUUACGUCUUCGACGCUCCCGUUUGGCCCAUGCACUAUUCCCGACCAAUCGGUCGAACGGCAGUCGAGUGGUUUCGGAAGAUGUACCAACCACAGCGUCUGAGUUAAACGAGGUGAAUUCCAAUGUCACUCGUCAGACUACCUCUGUCCAACCAUCUGCCGACACCCUCAUUGAAAACGGAGCUUGCGCGUCAAAGGUGAUCGGAGAAUCCGGUUCGUCAUUGGUCGUCGAGCCUCCGGUGGUUGCUUCGCCGCAACAGACCUUGCGCAAACGGCGCCGGUAUCAUUCUUCCACCAGUGAUGUACCUGAUAUGCCUGAAGAAAACCGUAGCCGGGAUUCAGAGAUAGGAAUGCGAUUGGAAGUUCAUAGCGAUAGUGGAGAUUGUGAUGGCCUUAGUCCUCGUUCAUCAGGUUCUCGCCAUUUCCGGCGACCCCGAAGACGACGUCGUUUCAGUCCGACAGCCGAUCGAAAUACGUCUGAAUGUAUGGAAGUUAAAUUGGAAGCUAGUUCGAAUCCUGUCGAACCAAUUUCAUCAACACAUAGCGUUGAGAAACGCGAGAGUAGUACCGUACAACCUCGUCUUCCUCAAUACUUGCUGCCUUUCAACCAGCGAGAUUUAGAAUUGCGCGUUGCUCAAAAUUGGGUCAACCGUACAUGUGAACUGAGGCAGAUGGACAGUUUGGAUGAAGUUGAUUCCCGGAUUAUGUCGGCUCUGGAGACAGUGGCCCAGUUGCAUGCUCGGGAAAGUCGUCCGGAGAACGAUUCGCAUGAAUCCGAUGAAUCCAGUGAUACAAACGGAUCGACCGACGAUUCCGGCAUUAUGGGCUCUUUUCUUCUCAUUCGGCGUCCGAACUGUCCGACUGAGCAUAGUGAAGAGACUCUGACUACCCGAGAUCGUAGUGAACAAGCUAUGGACAAUGCAAAUUCAGACAAUGGGUCUUGGACCACAUACGACAGUACCCAGAGUACAGAAUCAAGUCAGGAUUCAUUAGCCAGUCACACCUCGACCUCUUCCUCGUCGACUAGUACAAUUUCUUCGGGAUCCGGAGUGACUGCUGUCGCGGCCUCCACACUUUCACUCUUGUCUCCAAUCUCCAAUGGCAGUGAGCUUUCAAAUUCGCACUACUCUGGCCUGGAUAAUACCCAACCUGACUGUAUUACUGCUAGCGAUGUUGGCGGUGAUACAACUGCAGACGGCGAGUUGCCGAUUGCUGAGUCGUCCGAUUACUCUCAAAUCAAUAAUCCCGCGGCCUCAGAUUGA
Messenger RNA from Echinostoma caproni, 1551 nucleotides. Lineage: Eukaryota; Metazoa; Platyhelminthes; Trematoda; Plagiorchiida; Echinostomatidae. The record is from the annotation of a GenBank genome assembly.